Molecule: messenger RNA, 1560 nt
Organism: Notothenia coriiceps (black rockcod)
Lineage: Eukaryota; Metazoa; Chordata; Actinopteri; Perciformes; Nototheniidae
Gene: selenop2
Product: selenoprotein P2
Exons: 5
Biological process (GO): selenium compound metabolic process
Cellular component (GO): extracellular region
Molecular function (GO): selenium binding
Source: RefSeq, a predicted model, not a curated record
AGAGUGGACAGAGUCCAGAAGGACAAUGAGCGGUGUCUCGUCGCUGUGGCUGUAUGCCGCCCUGCCCGGGCUGCUGUGGGCCGCACAGGUCAGUCUGCCAUUGGAGGGAGACAAUGAUGCCUCCAGGAUCUGCAAACCUCCCCCCCGCUGGUCCAUUAAGGGACAGGAGCCCAUGCAAGAGCUGCUGGGAAAUGUGGUUGUGGUGGCACUACUGAAGGCUAGCUGACAGUUCUGUCUCACUCAGGCCUCCAAAAUUGGAGGCCUGCGUGACAAGCUGAACCGCAGCAACCUGACAGACAUGUCUUUUAUGAUCGUGAAUGAGCGCGAUGCGAUGUCCAGAGCCAUGUACUGGGAGCUGAAGAGAAAAGCGGCCCCUGGAGUUCCUGUCUACCAGCAGGGCCCCCUUCAGGAUGAUGUGUGGGAGGCCCUGGAUGGAGACAAAGAUGACUUCCUGAUCUAUGAUAGGUGUGGUCUGCUCACCUUCCACAUAGUGCUGCCUUACAGUUUCCUGCACAAAGUCUACGUAGAGGCUGCAAUCAGAGCCACUUAUCUUAAAAACAUCUGUAACUGCACUGCUAAUCACACUUUAUCCAGUGGCAAGAAAACCCUCAUGAGGAAUGAGACAACGCAGUUUAAGGUCAGCCAGACAACUACAAUACCCACAAGUCCUCUGGACACUGAUGAUCCUCCUCAUCAUCAUCAUCAUAAUGGUCCUCAUCAUCAUCACCACCAACACGAUCACACCAGUCCCAAGAACCAGUCCAAACAUCAGCAUAGUCCGAAUAAUACUAUGCACCCUCCUCACCAUCAUCCUGAGCAUCAUCAUCACCAUCCUCAUUAUCAUGACCAUCAUCAUCAACAUCAUCAUCAGCAACCUGGCAACCACAGUCAUCACGAAGAGAUUGAAGAAGAUGACUAGGAUGCCAUUUUACGAGUGUUUUACUUGCUUUUUUCUUAGUAUUUUACUUUUGAUAACAUGUUUUACUUUGGUGGCAGAACAGCUGUUCCCUUAGCAGUUGAAUCUGUUUUAGCAGUGAUCAGAUUUUGGUUUCUCUGCCAGCAUGUCCACACCUAGGUCCUCUGUGUGUAUGACGUAGCCAAUGCCAGCCUAUCUUCUCCCAUUAAUGAAAUCUAUGGUGUUAAACCUGCCUGCAGGGAGUUGUAGACGGAGGUGUGCGGAGAGAUUGGAUGUGCUGAUGGUUAUCUAGGCCACACAGAGUCAGAGGAUGUUGGGCACUGCUAUAGAGCAAACCUCAGUGUGAUUUCUGCCCAAACAUUUUCCUUCUGGGUUCAGUUUCUGCUUGUAUGCUAUUACAUCACUAUGUACGUGUGUCAAGAGUGCGGUCCUUUAUUCAUUGUAAAGGCAUUUUCUUAAUACAUUAGAUUAGAAUAAUAAUCCAAUUAAUCAUUAUAAACCACACCUGCAAAUGCAUUAUUGUCACUUUUACCAUUUAAUCAUAUUUGCUGUGGAUUUUAAGUAUUUUUGUGUACUUCCACCUAAUUAACUGGGUGUAGAAGGAUCCUUAAGAUUUGUGUUCUCCAUUAAAAAAUAAGUACAUA